UGUAAGACAAUAACGGGAAGAUUUAUUUAAAAAAGUUUUUAUAAAGUUGUUUGUUAUAAAGUUUGUUAUUCACUCAACGAGAAAUUCAAGAUGGAGGAAGGCGUACCAUUUGGAAGCGGUUAUUUUAAGCGACCUGUUGGAAUAUUGAUGGUCGUAAACUCUAUUCUAUCCUUCAUAUGUUUCGUUUUGAAUCUUUAUUGGUUAGUUGAUGAUAGUGGUACAUACAGAAGAUGGGAGCAUAACUUUUUCAUGUGGUUAACUUGUUACUCAACAAUAACACUCGUUAUCUAUAUCUUCAGCAGCUGUUGUGACAGUAGGAAAGUCCGCUGCGGACAAAGUUUAAAGUCCGCACAUUUAUGGCUUGCUAUUAGUCUUACCAUUAUGUGGCUGUGUUAUCUGAUCAGUUCUUCUGCCCUUGCUUACCGUGGUAACAAAUGGAAUGAAACAAAACAGUUAUGUGAUGCAAGUAAAUGCAAAAUUAUGCUGACCUCAGCAGCAAUGGGGUUCAUUGCGUUUAUCGGUACAUUGGUGAAUUGUAUCUUGGUUUUGAUGGAUUGGAAAGCAAGCUAAACAUCUUAAGCAUUGUCGUAUUCCCUUACUUUAUAAACACAUAAUGAUGCUCGAAAAUCAUUGGCACUGUAUACUUGCAUACUCGUUUAUAAUAUGUGUUAUAUAUAACAUAGGACUAAUCCUUUGACCUACACGCGCAUUUUGUAACGUUGUAGAUGUACCUGAUUUUUUUGCACGCACUACCUUUUUUUAUAAAACUUUACACUUUAACUGUUUUGUUGUUGUAUUAAAUCAUAUACAAGAACACAUAACUUUUUCA
Hydractinia symbiolongicarpus is the source of this 829-nucleotide messenger RNA. RefSeq lists its product as uncharacterized. The record is from RefSeq and is a predicted model, not a curated record. Bases 91 to 570 code for a protein of 159 amino acids. Gene Ontology annotation, cellular component: membrane. NCBI's taxonomy places the organism in Eukaryota, Metazoa, Cnidaria, Hydrozoa, Anthoathecata, Hydractiniidae. The transcript has 4 exons.